Molecule: messenger RNA, 5136 nt
Organism: Colletotrichum higginsianum IMI 349063
Lineage: Eukaryota; Fungi; Ascomycota; Sordariomycetes; Glomerellales; Glomerellaceae
Product: JmjC domain-containing protein
Exons: 3
Coding region: 1-5136 (1711 amino acids)
Biological process (GO): chromatin remodeling
Cellular component (GO): nucleus
Molecular function (GO): histone H3K9 demethylase activity; histone H3K36 demethylase activity
Source: RefSeq, a predicted model, not a curated record
AUGAUGUCGACCGACGCUGUCAGCGCUCCUGUCCCGGAGCCUGCAACUGUGCCGGCGCAAUCGACCACGACUGCCGACCACGACCAGGAGGAACCUGCGCUUGGUCAGAUAGAAUGUGCGAAGCCCGCCUUCCUCCACUCCCCUCCUGACAGCAACAACGCGCACAAGUCGGAAGCUAGCGAUUCUGAGCUCAGCGACCUCGAUGAGGAUGACGUUGAUCCUUCUGCGAACGCGACCGCGAAACAAGAUGAGCCGCCUGUCGAGGACGACAUUGGCGAGGUCCUUCCCGACCACUGGUCUGGGACCGUCCCUAUCUUCAAGCCGACGAUGCACCAAUUCAAAGACUUCAAGUUAUUCAUGACCAAGGUCGAUAAAUUCGGAAUGAAAUCCGGCAUCGUUAAGAUUAUCCCUCCGUCGGAGUGGAAGGAAUCCCUUCCGAGACUGGACGACCUCGUGAAACAGAUCAGGGUUAGGGAACCAAUCAAGCAAGACAUCAUGGGAUCAAAUGGAACCUACCGCCAAGUCAACAUCCUUCAUCAACGAUCCUACAACCUCCCGCAGUGGCGACAACUCUGCGAUCAGAGCGAGCAUCAGCCCCCCGCAAGGCGAGGCGAGCGCCGAGCGAACGUCGAAAAGCCGAAACCCCGAUCCGCCCCUAGACCUCGCGCAGAGGCGAAAUCGACUGCGUCUGGUUCUAAGAAGAAGGGCCGAGGUCGCCCGCGCCGCGGCAAAGCCAAAGCCAAGGGUCAGGACGAGGACGAGGAGGAUGACGCUCAAGACGACGAAAAGCGCCCGAUGACCCCAGUAUCACCCAACCCGGACGCCGAUGUCGAGGUUAAAAAGGAGGAAGUUGUCGAUUCAGUGGAGGAUCCGGGAAUGGAUGUGGACGAAGACGAGGAGCCGCGCAGUUUGGGCAGAAUGGGCCGCAUGGGUGGCGCAAGGCCCGCGAAGCCAAAGACUCAGACUGUCUCGGCUCGUCGGAAGUAUAGUAAGAGAGAAGGCUCAGCCAUGAUUGAUGAAAAGGCAUUCGAGGACUUCGACUAUCAGAUGGACGUGUCUGACUACACCCCGGAGCGCUGCGAGGAGCUCGAGAGGAUAUACUGGAAGACCCUUACCUACGCCCCGCCGCUGUACGGGGCUGAUCUCAUGGGCACCCUCUUUCACGAGUCAACGGAACUCUGGAACUUGAACAAGCUUCCCAACUUGUUGGAUGUUCUCGGCACAAAGGUCCCCGGUGUCAACACGGCCUACCUCUACUUGGGCAUGUGGAAGGCCACGUUCGCUUGGCAUUUAGAGGACGUCGACCUCUACAGCAUCAACUACCUCCACUUCGGUGCCCCGAAACAGUGGUACAGCAUCUCUCAAGCCGAUGCCCGUCGAUUUGAAGCUGCCAUGAAGAACAUUUGGCCUACCGAUGCCAAGGCUUGCGACCAGUUCCUCCGUCACAAGGGUUUCUUGAUUUCCCCAUCGCACCUGAAGCAGCACUACAACAUCACGGUCAAUAAGUGCGUCUCGUACCCAGGCGAAUUCGUCGUCACAUAUCCUUACGGCUACCAUUCGGGCUAUAAUCUGGGUUAUAACUGCGCCGAGGCCGUCAACUUCGCGCUUGAUUCGUGGCUACCCAUGGGUAAGAUCGCCAAGCGUUGCGAAUGUGCACAAGCACAGGACAGUGUCUGGGUCGAUGUGUACGAUAUUGAACGGAAGCUCCGCGGCGAGCCCACUCCCGAGUACGAAGAGACCGAAGACGAAGACGACGACGAAGAUGAGGAUGAGGACGAGGACGAUGCUACCGGCCUUCCGUCACCGCCUGAUAGCAACGGUGUUGUCAAGCCGGCUCGGAAGCGGAAGCGUGCAGCUGGAGACAAGGACGGCAAGACAAAGGUCAAGAAAAUCCGCCUCAAGAUCAAAACGCGCGCCGAGCCAAUUUGCUGCCUAUGUCCCAGCGACAUCCCUGGCGCGGAAAUUCUGCCGACGGACGAUGGUCGGAAGGCCCAUCGCAUGUGCGCACUCUACCUUCCCGAGACGUACAUCGACACGAUCGACGACAAGGAGAUUAUUGCCAACAUUGCCAACAUCAACAAGGAACGCCUGGACCUCAAGUGUCUGUACUGUCGGUCCAAGAAGGGCGCCUGCUUCCAGUGCUCCCAGAAGAAGUGUGCCCGAGCCUACCACGCGACUUGCGCGGCGGCGGCAGGUGUCUUUGUCGAAGAAGCCGAAGUUCCGGUCUUUGGCGAGGACGGAACCGAGUACAAGGAACAAGCAUUUGAAUUCAGCUGUCGCUUCCACCGCACCAAGCGUGACAGGAAGUAUGACGGAGAUGCCCUGGAAGAUGACACCCGUAUCCGCGAGGCGGCCGCAGCGCUCAAUAAGGGCGAGAUCUGUCAGCUGCAGUACUUCAAGGGCGACAUUUUUGCCGGAGUAGUCGUAGAGAACCGCUCGGAAGAGCAGACGCUGCUUCUCGACAUCAUCCCCAACGGGUACGCUUCUUCCACUGUUUCGAACGUAUUGGGGCUAACACGAACCAGCGAUCGUCUCGAGGUUGAGUGGAAAUGGCUGCUGCUGCCUGAUCCAUCCGACUACCACCUCCCGAAGGCAUCGGCGAGGGCUAUCUCGAUGCCGUCUUCGCAGAAAGCCAAGGACCAGCUCAACGCGAAGCGUCCUGCUGACGAGACACCCCGGAAAGACGCUCCGUUCGUUGAAGGCUUCACAUGGGCAGAAUUCCACCCAUGUAACGAGUGUGUCAACCCGAAUCAAGCCAAGGUUAAUUUGUCGAAAGACAACCAACUCUGGCACUACCUGGGUAAGACAUCGACAGAGGCGAAGGCACAGUACUCCGAGGAGCCUAGCAGAGAGUUGCACAACCCAAAGAGUAACUUCCUCGACACCAUUCCCAAGCCCCCCAAGCCUGUGUCUGCAAGCACGGCACACCGCAGGGUGUCAAAUCUCUCGCCUCAGCAGUCACCCAUGUUUGUGCCGGGCCCGACCACUCAGAUUGGGCCGAAGUCAGAGAAACCAUACGUGUACAAGCCCAGAAAGCCUGUUGAAACCAAUUAUGCUGGCACGGGAUCCUUCACUAUACAAAGAUUUGCGCCCACGGCCUCACCAGCUCCAAGCCCGAUGGGUCAGCAGCUGCAUUUCGGUUCGGAUCCGCGACAUCCAACAACAGGAGCCCAAUUUGCCCAGCAAAGGUCUACGCCCGAUUCUCAUCAGCAACACGCCCCUCGUAUCAGUCCUUCCGGGCAAGGCUACUACCAGAGUUCGAACGCGGUACAGCGGGCCAGUCCGUACAGCACACCGGGCUCGCAAUCGGCGGGCGGCGGGCAGCCAGCGCAGCAAACGUGGGCGACGCCGUCGCAGAACCCCAAGCCGCUACUACCACAUGUCAAUUCCUAUGGCUCAAGCCAGCAAACCCACCGCAGAUACUCGGUUGCACACACGCCUUCCGUUGCUAUGAAGUAUGCAUUCUUCCAAGUACACCACAACAGGUCAGAACCCCCCCCCCUCUGUCGUGUUCUUAACGUUACUUACGCCAUUCCCAGAGACUCGAAGACGUACCGAACCCCAUACGCGCCGUGGGGAGGCUUCACCAACGGGUAUGAAGGAAAUCUGAGAGCUCACCUUAUGCGGACGUCUCCAGAAGUGUUCUUCAAGAACCGACAAGGCUCUGUCCAGGGCGGCACUCCGACGUCAAACCCGCCUGCUGGUCCACAAGCACCGGGCUAUGGUGGUCCGUACUACAAUACACUGACAAACACAAUAUCGCAAGGCUCUAUCGGCAUGUACGGUGUAAAGACAACGACUCCUUCGCACUCGUCACCUGCACAACAGGCGCCGCAGGACAACGCAGGGCGGCAAUAUCCUGCAUCAAUGUCCCCAUCUCCCGCAGCGAACGGCCCACAGCUCAUGCCUAAUUACCAUGGAAAUGGCUGGCAUAUGCAGCAGCCGCAGUCGACGCCGCUGCAUCCAGCAAUUCGGCCACAGUACGGGGCUUGGCCAAACCAACCAAACCAGCCGCAACAGCCUGCGCAGUCUCCGUCUCAAGCGGCGCAGCAACAGUUCUCGCAGCCGUCUUCGCAACAGCAGACGACGCAACAACCCGUUGCUAGUCAGUCUCAGCAGAGCCAGGCGAAAACUCAGCCCGUAGCAAAGCCUGCUGCGCCGAAGGUUCAGUAUAAGAUCCCCGAGAAGCAAACGCCGGUUCCCUUGCCAGCCAAAUACCUUGCGGCCAUGGGCAAGCUGCCCUCGACAACUACAACUUCCCGGGCCAGCUCACAGUCUGGCGCGAAGUCGCAGGGUACCGCCUCAGCCUCUGGUUCGGCCGACGUCACAAACCGAAUCGCCCCGGCUAUCGACGCCCAUGCUUCGCGGACUGAAAGUAGCGCUCUUCCGCACUCGCCGACAAACUCGAAUGGUCCUAGGGCGCAGGCGGCGCCUCGGGCCUCUCAGACCCCCGUGCCCGUGCCGCAUGCCCCGGCGCCGGCUUCUAACUCUCGGAUGCCGUUCACGAACCAGUCUUCGACUGUGGCAUUUCCUCGACAGUCUUUUCAGCCUAUUCAAUCCACUCCGCAUCACACCCAAGUCUGCACAGCACCUUCGUCUCAGCACCUCUCGCAACCGAUGAACCAGCCCCGGGCUGAGCAUCACACUCUGAACCCGGCAGAGAUUCUCGCACAGAUUGCCACGCAGCCACGAAUGAAUCCGCCUACGCCUACGACCCCCUCGCACCAGUCUAUGCCGUCACCAGUAUCGCAGGCCGCCGCUGUGCCGCCCUAUCAGCACCACGGUUCGAGUUGGGGGGUUAUGCAGCAGGGGCAGCAGUCACAGGGGCAGCAGUCACAGGGUUACGCGUCUACGCCAGGACAAUAUUCGCAAUCGGCAACGCACCAUCACUAUCAACCACAGCAUCAACUCCAUCAUCCGUACCAGGGUCAGGUUCAGCACCAGCACCAGCAUCAGUAUCAACCGCCGCAGCACCAGCAUCAGACUCAACCGGGACCCAUGCAGAGCGGAACGCCGCACUGCCCACCUCCGCAAGUCGCUGGAGGGGAGGUACCUCUCCCGGAAGUUCCGGCGGAUUCGACGGCGCUCGUGGAGAGAAUGAUGCAGAACCUGCGCCGCGCCGCAUUCCAAGGUUGA